AUGGACAGCCCUGAGUACUUCAUCAGCUGGGGGUCGGAGAAAUAUAUUCCAAUACGGCGAUUCGAAGACCUCCAGCCAGACCGCCACGAUCUUCUUCGGUCUUAUGAAGAGGCCAUCGAGACAGGUCAAACCUUCACACAGUAUUUUUCGAACCAGCCGCUGGAAAGUUACGAAAUGGACAGGUCGUUAAGAAAGAAUAUGGGCUGUGACCCUUCGCCUCUGGAUGAAAAUGCAAAUACCAUAUCUGUUUGUUGGCUAGACAUCGUUCGUCAAGGUGAUCUCCAGCAACAAGGUGAUGGAUGUUACCACUGUUCUAUUCAAGGGAAGGUAUUUGUAUUCGAUCAGCAGUUACACGAUAGGGUCGAGUUUUGCCGAAGCCAUGCCCUUCAAAUUUCUCAUUCGGGGCCAAGCUACGAAGAUGUGGAAAGGGAGGUGGAGACCACAAUGGGUAUAUGGACUGACAUCUCCAAGCAAAUAACCGACUCUUUAAAAUUUAUGAAAGGUCUAAAAAAACUUCAACUAGCAGUGAAGAUACGCCUGAACGAGCUUCAAUCCCUACCAGGCCAUACCAUAAUAUCUCCCACACCAACAAGUCCAGCACAUUAUUUGACACUAUAUGAGCCUGAUACUGCUGUACCUGUCGAGAGACUUCGUCAAGCAAGCCCAGCACAGUCGGAGUCGUCUGGUGACUCAAGCUCAAACUCAGACUCAAGCGAGUCAGAAAACGCUUCUGAUAACGACGAGGCCCUAGAGAAUGAAGGCCCAGAGAACAAGGGCUCAGCCGAGGAGACCCUAGCGGGCGAGGCCCUAGAGGAUAAGGGCUCAGAGGAUAAGGUCGCGGAAGAUGAGGCCCUAGCAGGAAAAGCCCCAGCAGGCAAAGCCUCAGCAGGCAAGGCCCCGGUUGGUAGGGCUCCAGAUGACAAGACCCCAGAAGAGAAGGCCCCAGGCGACAAGAUCUCAGCGGAUAAGGGCGCUGCGGAUAAGCGCCCAGAGGGCAAAGGGACGGGAGAUAACAGUUCCAAGCAGGACACCCGUCAGCAGAGAAACCAUAACUCUAAUAAUGGACGCAAUCUGGCACCAGACGAUGACAUGGUUAUUCCAUUAAAGCCUUUGUCCUCGAGAACUUCAACCUCCACGCCUCUCAUACCCGAGGAUGAAAAUGGUAUCUCAACAGAUCACGCUUCUCUGCCACAAGAUACUGGAAAAGCUGUCUCAGUAAACCCCGCGCCCUCGAAAGGUUCCUCGUCCAUCUCUUCAUCAAAGGAAAAGCAAAAUAGCGUCCCAAUGGAUUCUGCAUCUUCGCAACAAAAUCCCCCGGUGGAUACGCACCUCUCAGUCCUCCAAAGUCCCAUACGCAACAAGCACAAUAUACUCAUUGAGAGUGAGGGCCCAUCUUUCCGCGCAGUAAAGCGACGGAAAUUGGCGAUGAACAUCCCGAAAGUACAGAAGGAACCACCGAUCGGUAGGAAGUCUAAGUUUCAAGAGAGAGUCAUUGCUGCAGCCUGGAUGAGGGCCAAUUUGCAUGAGGGAUGGACCCACGAGAUAUUUGAAACCGAAUAUUUCCUCAAAUUUGGUUAUAGCCGAGCAUACCAAACCCUCAAGAAAUGGAUGAAUGGAGAGAAUUCUCAAGCUGAGAGCCAUGUUGUGGUAUUGAAAGUUCCCGCUCCAUGUUCACAUGAGGCAGUAUCGAGUGACAAUUCUUCAUAG
This is a messenger RNA of Penicillium vulpinum, 1707 nucleotides long. RefSeq lists its product as uncharacterized. Lineage: Eukaryota; Fungi; Ascomycota; Eurotiomycetes; Eurotiales; Aspergillaceae. The transcript has 2 exons. The record is from RefSeq and is a predicted model, not a curated record. Bases 1 to 1707 code for a protein of 568 amino acids.